Molecule: messenger RNA, 2609 nt
Organism: Cydia pomonella (codling moth)
Lineage: Eukaryota; Metazoa; Arthropoda; Insecta; Lepidoptera; Tortricidae
Product: limbic system-associated membrane protein-like
Exons: 7
Coding region: 376-1293 (305 amino acids)
Biological process (GO): synapse organization
Cellular component (GO): neuron projection membrane
Source: RefSeq, a predicted model, not a curated record
UUGAAUAAUUUACGAGUAGGUUUUACCGCGGAAUGUCACGGGCAGGGUAUGUCAAAAUAUAUAAUAAAAGGUCGUGUCAUGCGCACUGGCGCUUCGGCUCGCGGGGUCCCAGUCAGUCGCUUCGCGAUUACCGAACGGGCUUCUAUGUGUUCUUCCUUCGAAAUACGACCGUUCGAGCGCGGCGUUUAAAAAUUUAAAUUAAGAACACGUGCGUGAACAUUGAACGGUCAAUUAUUGACAGUGUUUUAAGUGUUGUGAACUUCGUGGUAUGAAAUAUGAAGUUAUUGGGUUAACGUAGGAAGUUUAAAAGAAAAUAUAAGUGUUGGAGACUUCGGCAGUGAGUCGGGUUGAUAAUGUGAAAAUAUAAGAGCAAUCAUGAUGAGGGUUGCUGCGCUGCUAUGCUUAUUUGGAUAUUUAGGCAUGUCGUCCGGCGGCGGCGGCGUCAGCGACCAGGACCUAUUAUUUAACACGACGACAAGCUACAACGUAACAGAAGGCGUGGAGCCGCAUUUCGACAAUGCGACAAAGCGCGACUACACCGCGGCAGUCGGCCAGGCUGCCUAUCUGCACUGCCGCGUCAAGAGUUUAGGCGACAGAGCGGUUUCCUGGAUCCGCAAACGCGACCUCCACAUCCUCACCGUAGGCGUCCACACGUACAGCAGCGACGCGCGGUUCGCUGCGCUCCACACUGACGGCACGGACGAGUGGACGCUGCGUGUGGCACCAGCGCAGCCGCGGGACUCCGGUGGCUACGAGUGCCAGGUCUCCACGGAACCUAAGAUCAGCCUGUCCUUCAGGCUCACCGUUGUUGUGUCGAAGGCGGAGAUCCUCUCGGGUCCCGAGCUGUUCGUGCGGGCCGGAUCCGAUAUCAACCUCACGUGCAUCGCGAGGCAUGCGCCCGAUCCACCAAGCUUCAUCUAUUGGUACCGCGGCCCACACGUGGUGAAUUACGCGCAGCGCGGCGGCAUCAGCGUGGAGACGGAACAACGGACUCGCACCAGCAGGCUGCUGAUUGCGCGCGCCGCGCCCAGAGAUUCCGGGAACUACACAUGUGCUCCGAGCAGCUCUGAUUCAGCUUCAGUGGUGGUCCACGUGGUGAGCGGCGAGCGUCCAGCGGCCAUGCAAAGUCACGCCUCAAAACUUCUGCCACACUAUCCCAUCUUUCUCCUAUUAUUCGCAUUUAACACAAACAUCUUUGACGUCAAAGCACUACGUGAUAACUUAAAAACAUUUCUCAUAUUCUUAAAAGUAGUUUUCGUAUACAAUUUCCCUAGAAAAUGCGUUGUAAGAUGACCAGCUAUCUAAAACCGUUCUGCUUUUUAAAAUCCUAGGAAUUACGAGAAACUGAUAUUAAAGAAACGAAUUACUGUAAGUAUCAAGUAGGUUUCAGUAGAUUACUUAUAGUAUUGUUACUAUGUACAGCGGAAUCCUUCAUAAAAUCUAAUAAGAGAAAAGUGGUUAAAUUCGUAGGUUAUAUUUCGUAAUUAUGAAGACACAAAAAUGGAUAACUAGGUAUGUUACUUGCUCCUAUACCCUAAUGCGCAAGGUCGUCUCAAGUCUAGUGAACUUAGAUUUAUUUUCGAUUGCAAAGAAGCAAAAUGGCUUUCUUUUCUAAUUGUAAUUUAUGAGAACCCAUACCUGUUUACAAUAUUAUGUUACCAAUACCAAUGUUAGUAGGCAUGAGUGAAAAUGUAUUGUUUUUGUUUACCCAUCCUUAGAAUAAUGACUACAUUUUAGACCUAAGUAUGCUCCUAAAUCAUAAAUUACAAAAACAUUCUGGUGUCUGCUAGGAGUUAUAUUGUACAGCUGAAAAUUACCACGGAAUCAGCAUUAUUUUCAACGACGUGCGCUGUUAUCGGUUUUAUUUGGCGACGUAAAAAGAAUGAAUAAAAUGAUGUGUUUAUCAGUCACAUUAUUGUAUCAAAUCAAUUGAUUUCGCUUCAUUUAACUCGCAUACAGGUGUUUUCAUUUGUAUUGGAGUUAUAUAAAAGCUGUCCAGGAAUUCUUUCUCUUAUUUUAUUUCUUGACAUAGUCUGUCACUCAGUAUCUUCAUAGAUAAUAUUGUAUAAUUGAUUAAACGAGUACAAUAAAAAUAUUCAGAAAUGUAAUGGAAUAAAAUCACAAAAAAAUCAUUUGGAUUUAUUUAAGAUGGAAUAAUUCCUCACCUCACUGUCAUAUUAUAUUUCGUCAUGGUUGAUUCAUAACUUUUACAAUUUAUUUGCUCAAAGGAAAAAGUUUUCAUAAAUCUCAUUUAAUUAUCUACGAAGUAUCUAAACACUGUAAGAUUCAAACAAUGGCCGAAGGAGAAUAAAUGAUUCUACAUUAUUCUGAAUUAGUCUGAAAUUUCCCUACGCUUCUUCCUUAAACACUCAAAUUGUAAGGAAUGUAUGAUAAAUAUAACUUGUAAAUAAAAUAAAUUACUUUUUUGAGUUGUUUCUCAUAACAUAAAUCUAGAUCAGUGUUAAUGAAAUUGUUUUCAAAUACGUAAUUAAUGUUUACAAACGGAAUGAUUGUUCAUGAAUCUGUAUUAAGUGUAAUAAAAUUCUUUAUGUAUUGGUUAAGUGCCGUUGUAAAUAUUUUGUAAAUAAAACAGUUUUAUGUGUCAUAAA